UUAUAUAUUGGGCAAUCAGCAGUAUAUAGAAGGAGUGUGUAAUCCUGAAGCUGAUGUAGCUCAUUUCCUCCGACUGAACUAAUCUGUCUGUGCUAGUCAACAACUCAGACAUGGACUACUCGUCUACUCCUACUGGUUCUACUGCCUGCUCUCGGCCGCCGCGUGCGCCGCCGUUGCGUUGUACCUCCGUCCGGCGAGGGUAGGCGCCGGAGGGCCGACGGCGACAACGCCGGAGCUGCCACCAGGCCCGUCGGCGCUGGCGUCCACGGGCCUGCUCUUCUUCCUGGGCCGGGGCAACUUCAGCACCAUCAUGCGGCUCGUCCGCGCCAGCUACGGCCCGGUCUUCACGCUCCGCCUCAAGCCGUCCCAGCCCACCAUCUUCGUCUCCGAUCGCGCCGCGGCCCAUCGUGCUCUCGUGCAGGGCGGCGCGCUGCUCGCCGACAGACCGCCCGCCGCCUUCUCCAACCGCUACCUCUUCAGCGACCAGCACAGCAUCGCGUCCUGCGGCUACGGCCCGCUCUGGAGCGCGUUCCGCCGGAACCUCACCGGCAGAAUCCUCCACCCGGCGAGCCUGCAGCGGUACGCGGGCGCGCGCCGCCGCGCCGCGGGCGUGCUCGUCGCCGGCGUCAAGCGCCAGAUGAAUGGCGUGGUGGUCAUCGAGGGGCUCCUUCAUCGCGCCUUGUACCACGUGCUCGUCAGCAUGUGCUUUGGCGACGGGCUCGGCGAAGACGAUGGCGUGGUCGCGGCCGUGGAGGCCGUGCAGAGGGAGUUCACGACGUCCGUCAUCGGCUUCCAGGCCGUGUCCGGCGGCGACGGUGCCGGAGUCCGAGAAGAGGACCUCCAUAAGAUGCCUUACCUAAAAGCCGUCGUCCUCGAAGCGCUCUGCCGCCACCCGCCGGCGCAACUAGUAAUGCCGCACACGGCGACCGAUGACGCGACCCUCAUCGACGGCUUCCGGGUGCCGAAACACGCGCUGGUGAACUUCACGACGGCCGACAUGGCUCUGGACGAUCGCGUGUGGGGCGCCGACGCGCGGUGGUUCCGGCCGGACGGGUUCCUGCCGGGAGGGGAGGGCGCCGACGUGCAGCUCACGGGGGCGAAAGAGAUCAAGAUGAGCCCCUUCGGCGCCGGCCGCAGGGCGUGCCCCGGGAUCGAGCUCUCGUUGCUGCAUUUGGAGUUCAUGGUGGGGAUCCUUGUGGGGGAGUUUGAGUGGCAAGCGGCGGAGAAGACGGUGGAUUUGGCUGAGAAGCUUGAGCUGUCCAUCGUCAUGUGCACACCGCUCCGUGCACUCGUCGCGGAACCAACGCCGAUAAUCCUUUAAAGGCGUGUCAGCGACCUCGACACGGGCCCUACGACUAUAGAGGAACAUGGGCCGACUCCUCGGCCCAUCAGAGACCGUAGACUUCCAGCGCGGCUUGCAAGCCGAGAGUGGCUCAUGUGAAGCCUGUAAUUCCUAUUUAGUCUCUCUUCUUCCUCGGUUAGCUUUUGGCUUAUGGCAGGACUUGGCUAGGAUAGAACUGGAAUAUGAUCGAACUCGCUGUGUGGGUGGAAGGGAGGUUAAUCACAGCUACACAAAUAUUCCAAAUCUAGAUCAAAUCGAGUUCAUCUUGUAA
Messenger RNA from Brachypodium distachyon (stiff brome), 1613 nucleotides. Its product is annotated as cytochrome P450 89A2. Lineage: Eukaryota; Viridiplantae; Streptophyta; Magnoliopsida; Poales; Poaceae. Gene Ontology annotation, cellular component: membrane. The record is from RefSeq and is a predicted model, not a curated record. The transcript has 3 exons. Bases 311 to 1321 code for a protein of 336 amino acids. Gene Ontology annotation, molecular function: heme binding; oxidoreductase activity, acting on paired donors, with incorporation or reduction of molecular oxygen, NAD(P)H as one donor, and incorporation of one atom of oxygen; iron ion binding.